CCUCCAGAAACCUCAAACAUUUUUGCAAGGCCUGUGUCUCACUUUGAUGUGUGCCUGCAGUUUUGCAUUAAAUAAGUCUCUUUCAAGCGCGGGUGAGGACCCACAGUCACGUAACCCUGUAACACUACCAGUUGCCAGACCUUGGAUUCUUUUCUCAACAAAGACUCUUAGAGCUGUGAGAAAUACCCAUCCCACUGUCCUGCACCUUGAGGACACUAUAUCUGUCCAAGGUCUCUUCUAUUCUGCACAGGACCGGUUCCAACUGCCACAGGGAUCCAUCUACCUCUGGCCAUUCAUGGUGAGGUGCCCAUUGGGAAAGGAGGCUAACCACUGGGUACCAUCUACUUGUGGCUGGCUACCCCUCAAUUCUUCCCCAGGUCUUAGAGGGCUCCAUAUCCAUCUGCAUGGGACUGUCCAGCCGUCUACACCACUGGUGCAACCAUCCCAGGCCGGUCUCUAUAGAAGCCGAAAUCCAUCCAUCUUCGUUCUUCAAAAUGCAAUGGAAUAUGCCAAGGACUGUGUUCCACCUGGCACAUAGGACAUGCAUGGAACCACAUAAAGCUGGUCUUUUUGGACAUUGUCAAAACAUAAAGGGACCGUUAUUUUUGUACAAUGCUGAAUCCAGAGUAGUUUUGGUUCAGGGCUCUCAAAAACAAUGGUUGCAUGUAUCUGGUGUCCAAUGUGUUACAAAGGAAAGGAAACCAUAUGAUGCUCAUCCAUCCCUACCAGGGGUCCUUCACUGUAAAGAGUGGGUGCAAGACACUUUAUCCAAGAGGGUUAUAUCGACCAAUUCCACAUCUUCAGGAACGGCUUCAGAAAAAAAGGAAGAGCCUGAUCCUUUACAAGACAAAUCUAUUAGUCUUUAUCAGCGAUUUAAAAAAACAUUUAGACAGUAUGGAAAAGUUUUGAUUCCAGUGCAUCUAAUAACUUCGGGUGUUUGGUUCGGAACAUUUUAUUAUGCAGCCAUAAAAGGAAUGAAUGUCAUUCCUUUUCUAGAACUCAUUGGAUUGCCUGACAGUGUAGUAAACAUCCUGAAAAAUUCCCAGAGUGGAAAUGCACUAACAGCAUACGCCUUGUUUAAGAUUGCAACGCCUGCCCGAUAUACUGUGACUUUGGGAGGAACCUCUUUCACUGUGAAGUAUUUACGUAGUCGUGGCUACAUGUCAACACCACCUCCAGUUAAGGAGUAUCUACAGGACAGGAUGGAGGAGACAAAGGAGCUUCUCACAGAGAAAAUGGAAGAAACAAAAGAUAGGCUCACCGAAAAGUUACAAGAAACCAAAGGAAAAGUUUCUUUUAAGAAAAAAAUAGAGUAGUGUGCCUUAUUAUAUAACAGGUUAUGAGAAAUUCCUGCACUUUAACCCUUUAGAGACUACGGACAAAAAUAUAUGUUUCUGAAUUUUUUUUUUUUGGUUGUCCAAAUUUAUCAGUUGUCUGAGGGUUAAAGAACUACCUUUUAAAAGUUAAAUAUUACUAAAAAAUCAGUGUUUUUUGGAAAGGAAGAUAUGAACCCAUUGUCUUUCACAUCAAUAGCAUCAUUAAGCUUCAGAAUCAUACUUGUUUUAUGUUUUAUUGAAGCUAUAAUUUAUGCAGACAAGGCAGUUGACUCCUUGAAUAACCCAUAUGGCCCUAGACAAGAUGUUAACACUAGGUUAUUCAUAGAGGUUUUAACUAUAUUCAGUUCUCAGUGUAGAGACAAACUUACCAAAACUGCCUGUGAAUAAGAGAUGAAAACAGUAUGUAACAGUUAUAUACCACUUAAAAUAUAGACUUUAUAUGAAGAUAGCUGAAUAAAAAUUUUCAUAUAUAUAUAAAUAAGAUGUAUUGGUUAUAUAUUAAUGAAAAAAUUGAUCCUUUUAAAAUGAUUUGUACCGGAAACUUGUCAUAAUUACAUUUUUCAAAGCACACAUAUUUGGUCAUAGUACUUUUUCUCCUGGGACAUAAACCCGCCUGUGAAUCCUUUAUAUCCUCUUCAAGCUAAUUAUUUGGAGCAAAAGUGAAAAGAAUAUACUUUAACUUCAUUGUUGAAUUCGAAUAUUCUUAAGUAGCAUCUUAUGCUUGUGGUUCUCAGGUAGAUACAGCUUUGGGAGGAUGGAAAAUGGUAUCAGGUCAUCAUAGAGCUUGCUCAAGCUCCUGGGCACCUGGUGGGGCCUUCAUCUUCACAAACUAGGGCUCCUUACCGACAUCUUCAUUUCAGAAUUACUGAAGAUUUCAUUGUGGAAUAAAUUUAAAAAUUGUAGCUACUGCAUUUUCCCUUAUUGUAAUCUCCUUGCAUGAAUAUUGUAUUUGAAUUUUUAAUAGCAAAUUUGCUAGAAAUUUAACAGCAAAUUAUCUGUUUAGAAUGAGAUUUUAGCCAUUGUCAAGUAUAAAAGCUGCUAUGAUUUGUAUGUGUGUUUGAGGAUCUACCCCUCUGUUUGCUUUUAUUCUUAAUUACUUUUUUUUAUCAGUUCUAACCCUUGAAAAAAAGGCUAUUUGGAAGAGAGAAGGGUCUUCUAGAUUGUAAUUGCUUUGAUUUAUCUGAUAGGCAAAAGGAUGUCAGAUGUCAGAGGGAUUUGCAGAAACAAUCCUGGGGGGAUCGUGUCUAUUUGGCAGGAUUUUUGUAUGAAGUACUUAGUUUGCCCAAAUUUAGAGAAUACUUUAAAGGGAAAACAUUUCAUAUUUGAAUCACUAUAUUGGAACACUUUUUUAAUUAAUAUGCUAUAACUGGACUCUCUCGGGGAACGUGAAGUAGUGAGGGAGGGAGCAGGUGCUCUGCUGACUGGCAGGUUGGCUUGUCUUCUGACACAAGGGUGACUGUAAUUAACAAUAGAUUUUAAAUCUUAAACACAACAUGUUUUAGCUUCUUUAUUAAAUAAUUUACAUUUUUGCAGAAAUUAAAUGCUAAAAUAUUUCCGAUUUCUUUAUUUUUUCCUUAUUUUUUUAACCACUUGAGAUUAUGCCCAAGAAACUCUUCUAAAACAAUUUCCCUUUACUUUUUGCAUUGCAUAGGGUGUAUUUUCCAAUGGGGAUCAAUUGUAGGUUCUUACUCCUGAGACUAAAGUUGCUUAUCCUGUGUAUCCACCUUUUGUUCACUCCAUUUUUGAGUUGUUGCCAUCCAAUUUCAUAACUGUUGUGUUUCUCCAGUUAUAGAAAGUGAGGCAUUGAUUGCUUUGAAAUUCUCUAGUAAAAAAUUCUCUAAAGGUGUGAGAAGUUUCUGUCAUUAUUUGGCAUCAGGAAUGAUAUUUGUAUCAUAUAUCAAAUACUGUUGCUUGCACAUUGCUAAUCUACUCCUUAAAGCAAGCUAUAAAUAGCUUGAAAGGGACACCUAUAAUAUAGUAACAGGUAACAAGUAAAAUAAAUGAUCAAGAUUUGUUGUUAUAGAAUCUACCCCCAUUUACUAAUGAAAGCU
Messenger RNA from Talpa occidentalis (Iberian mole), 3388 nucleotides. RefSeq names its product family with sequence similarity 210 member A (gene MIMS1). The transcript has 4 exons. The record is from RefSeq and is a predicted model, not a curated record. Gene Ontology annotation, cellular component: mitochondrion. Lineage: Eukaryota; Metazoa; Chordata; Mammalia; Eulipotyphla; Talpidae. Bases 405 to 1316 code for a protein of 303 amino acids.